Messenger RNA from Telopea speciosissima, 469 nucleotides. Its product is annotated as dolichol-phosphate mannose synthase subunit 2. The record is from RefSeq and is a predicted model, not a curated record. Gene Ontology annotation, biological process: GPI anchor biosynthetic process. The coding region runs from base 74 to 316 and encodes 80 amino acids. Gene Ontology annotation, cellular component: endoplasmic reticulum membrane; dolichol-phosphate-mannose synthase complex. NCBI's taxonomy places the organism in Eukaryota, Viridiplantae, Streptophyta, Magnoliopsida, Proteales, Proteaceae. The transcript has 3 exons. Gene Ontology annotation, molecular function: enzyme regulator activity.
ACUUUGACUGAAAAUAACAUCAUGACAAUUUACUUAAUUUUGUAUUUAGGCAAGGAAUGCUGUAAGUAUUGCAAUGGAACUGGCAGACAGGGCAGUGGGGCUUCUAUUAUCAUUAACCAGUUUAUCAAUAUUCACUUAUUAUACAUUUUGGGUUGUCAUCCUGCCAUUUGUGGACACAGAUCACUUUAUCCACAAGUACUUCCUCCCUCAGGAGUUUGCUAUACUGAUACCCGUUUUUGCUGGUGUGACACUUUUGUGUUUCUUAUGUGUCUUUAUUGGGCUUGUGAUGCUGAAGUCCAAAAAGAAGGCGGCUUGAAGUAUGUAUUCUCUUUUUGUUAUUCAGUUUAAUUUGGUGAUUUUUUUGUUUUUAAUUUUUUGUCAUUAUGUGUAAAGCAGUCUCAUUAUGGCUACCUACUAUUUGUGUUCUUUGAGCUAUUUCAUUCUGAGUGUGAUUUAGACUAAGCUCUUA